Dendronephthya gigantea is the source of this 672-nucleotide messenger RNA. RefSeq names its product homeobox protein Hmx-like. Gene Ontology annotation, biological process: regulation of transcription by RNA polymerase II; cell differentiation. NCBI's taxonomy places the organism in Eukaryota, Metazoa, Cnidaria, Anthozoa, Malacalcyonacea, Nephtheidae. The record is from RefSeq and is a predicted model, not a curated record. The transcript is spliced from 2 exons. Bases 1 to 540 code for a protein of 179 amino acids. Gene Ontology annotation, molecular function: DNA-binding transcription factor activity, RNA polymerase II-specific; RNA polymerase II cis-regulatory region sequence-specific DNA binding. Gene Ontology annotation, cellular component: nucleus.
AUGCCUGUGACAAAUUUUUCUAUCGCUGUGCUUAUGAGCGACGUGAUGGACAAGGAAGUGCGUUUGGGGAGUGAAGACGUCGAAAAACCUUCACAGAAUGCGAACGAUGAAACGCUCACAGAUCAUCUAAAAGGGAAAACACAUGGCAGUGAAGCGACACCGCCAUCCACGAAAGACAGAAACAACGCUUUUCAACGGGAGAGCGAAAUUGACCUGAGGGAGACGACAAGCUUUCAACGAAAACGAACCAGCUUUUCAAGAUUACAACAAAGAAUGCUUGAGGCCAAAUUUCAACGUGCUCCUUAUCUUACCAUCCAGGAACGCAAUAACCUUGCUAGUUUCCUGGAAUUAAACUCGAGACAGGUCAAGGUUUGGUUCCAAAAUCGCCGAAAUAAAUGGAAACGAGAAAAUCGUGGACAAAUAUUGAUUCAGCCUUCACUAGAGAUGAAGUCUUAUGGGGCGAACAUUGGUCUUGAAAACUGUUUUUCAUGUGUCAUGUAUAACCCGUACGCAAAUUUAUAUUUGAAGGCUGAUAAAUAGGGUCAGGGUAGACAGAGGAAUGUCGGUAACAUUUAAUUAUAAGGCAGGUAAAAAAUUUACUCUUCUAAAGAGAAUAUAAUAAACGGAGCAGUAAAUGCUUCGUUGAAACAGAUGGUGGUGAAUUAAUUGUAU